Molecule: messenger RNA, 183 nt
Organism: Diatraea saccharalis (sugarcane borer)
Lineage: Eukaryota; Metazoa; Arthropoda; Insecta; Lepidoptera; Crambidae
Source: the annotation of a GenBank genome assembly
AUGAAGACAGAAUUACUUUUUGGAUUUUGUUCUGCUACAGCAUGUGUGAUAAUGCACUUGACGCAUGAAGGUUACCCUGACUUCAAACAUGCAAAGAUAUACUGUUUGAUCAAAGCAAAGGUUGCAACUAUUGUCACUCUUCUUAACCACUUUUUUAAGAGCUUAUUAUUAUCUACCUGUUAA